GGUCAGGAUGCGAAAGUAUUUUCCGAUCCUACUCCUUCAAUGGCUGGCUGGCUACCUUUGCUAUUCCUGUGGAACGCAAUUUCAGUUGGAUGUCACGUUGGCGAUGAGGGGAUUCCUUCAGGGCAAGGUAUAUAGUUGACCUUCUUCUUUCCUUUGAGCAAACUCUUACUCUUUCAACAACACCAACAGCAACCAACAGCUACCACGUUCCUUUCUCCCCCACGGUCCUUUUCUCUCUUUAACACAUUCUUUUUUGCACUCCAAUUACAUUCAUUUCAAGCUUCUCAGCUUUUCAAAUUCAAUCUUUUCAACUCUUUACCAAAAUCUUACGAAACAUGUCUUCUGCCCGUGCCUUCCUCGCUGUUCUCGCUCUUGCUGGUAGCUCUUUCGCUGCUCCUGUAGCUUAUGAUGAUGGACAAUAGUAAGUGAAUCUUUUUCUCGCCUCCUUCGGCCGUACUCCCCAAGUCGUACAUCUUUCGCUCUGGCAAUUUCCGAAAAGAAGUAAGCAAGUUACUGACUUUGUUUUUCAGCCAUCCCCCAACCAAAUUUGAUGACGGUUCAUGGGAUGCCCCAACUGCUGUAGCCCCUGUGUCUACUCCCACCAAGGCCCCGGCUCCUAUCACCACUCCUGUUACCACUCAAGUCAAGCCUGUCACCACUCCACCCCCCACCAAAAUCACCUCCAUCGUCGUCAAGCCCACCACCACCGCACCCAAGCCAGCUCCCACCGUUCCAUCAGGCGGCAACACCUCCAACGGCCCCUCAGGCACCAAACAACACUACACGGGCGACGGCAGCAGCUGGCCCUCUUCCGAAAAAUGGCUCACCUUCGACACCCUCUGGAACCUCAACAAAGACGGGCUCUCCAAGGGCUGCGGGAGCGGCAUCAAACAAAACACGCCCGAAGAAAUCCUCGCCAUCCACGACGGGAUCCUCUCCGAGAGCAAAUCCACCGGCGUCGACAGCCGCUUCAUCCUCGCCGUCAUCGUGCAAGAAUCCCACGGCUGCGUCCGCGUCGGCGCCACGAACCUGGGUGUCAAUAACCCGGGUAUCAUGCAAUCCCACAAUGGCCCCAAUGAUUGUACAAAGGUCGGCUCCGGGCCGUGUCCCAAGGAGAAGAUCGUGGGGAUGAUUCAUGAUGGGACGUUUGGGACGGCCGAGGGGAGUGGACUUAAGCAUGGGAUUGAGUGGGCGGGGCAGAAUGGGGCGACGAGUGAGGCGCAGAGGGUUUAUUGGUCGUCUAGACUUUAUAACUCGGGCGAUUUUAGUUAUAAGAAGGGGGAUGAUUUGAGCAAUCCUCCUGAUGCUACACCUGCUUACUCGAGCGAUAUCGCCAACCGUCUUUUGGGGUUUGUGUUUUAAGCGAGUUCUUCCUCUGUCUCUCUUUUUUCAUCUUGGAUUUGGAGGGGCGACAGGAUGUCUUGAAGUUAGUGAGUGGGUGAUCUGGACGGGUUCUGGGUUGGGUUGGAAGAACCUGUACGAGUUUCCUUGCGUGCUGUAGAGUGGAAGCUACUGGUUGGAAUGGGCUUCUCCGACACUUUUGUACGAUUUUGGCAUUGCGUUGUUUUGAUUUGAUUUUUUUGGAUUUCUGCAUUUGAUCUUUUUUUCGCUUCUUUUUGGUUGUGGUUGUUGUUGUUGUUGUUGUUGUUGUUGUUGUUGUUGCUGUUGUUGUUGUUGUUGUUGUUGGCAUGUCUACGAUGGGUCUUUCUCGCUUGCAUAGAAAGGACCCUCCUGAAUACUCUUUCUUGGUCUUCUGUUCUGGUUCUUCUGUUCUGGUAUGGCGGCUUUUUUGGGAUGGGAUAGAUUCAGUUUAGGAAAAAUACAUGGGAUAGGAUAGGGGUGAGGAUUGUAUGGAUGUACGAGCGUUAGGUAGUUAAGUCACUGGAUUGAUGG
Molecule: messenger RNA, 1893 nt
Organism: Hymenoscyphus albidus
Lineage: Eukaryota; Fungi; Ascomycota; Leotiomycetes; Helotiales; Helotiaceae
Source: the annotation of a GenBank genome assembly